AUGGUAAUUGAAAGAACAUCAGGAAUUGCGGAAAGACUGAAGAGAUGGUAUAACUUGCUAAUCACCCACGUACCGUCAUCCAUCAGGAAUGGCGUAUCCGACGCAUUCAACACCAUGAGGAAGAAGGUCGUAAAACUAUACAGCGGUAAAGGGAAAGAGGAAGAAGACCAAUGGUACGACGCAAGAGAAAUCUUUAGCGACCAGGAUGAACAGUGA
Messenger RNA from Paramuricea clavata, 216 nucleotides. Lineage: Eukaryota; Metazoa; Cnidaria; Anthozoa; Malacalcyonacea; Plexauridae. The record is from the annotation of a GenBank genome assembly.